Messenger RNA from Fusarium poae, 453 nucleotides. RefSeq lists its product as uncharacterized. The record is from RefSeq and is a predicted model, not a curated record. The transcript has a single exon. The coding region runs from base 1 to 453 and encodes 150 amino acids. NCBI's taxonomy places the organism in Eukaryota, Fungi, Ascomycota, Sordariomycetes, Hypocreales, Nectriaceae.
AUGCACUUGUCGAUUAAAAUCCCCCUCCCUUCUCUCAAAAGGUGGCCUUGCAUCACUGGUGAGAACGCUCACAACAGCGCGCAAAUCACGACUAUCGCGCUCUCUCACGAAGAAGACGCCUUUGAAGAAAUCGCCAACAUCAGCGACGAAGUCGAGUCUCUUCAUGAAUCCGACGACGAAGUCCCCUAUCCUGAAAGCCCAAUUACCUACAACGACGGCCCGUACUUUGAUGCUGAAGACUACUUUUACCACAACGACGGAAAAUACUUCGAAAAGGCGCUGCGACCGGAGAAGAAGCCGAAACCUCCUCAGCCAAAGAGGGAUGCUUACCUCUUGAACGAACUACACAUCGCCAUGCACGGAGCGAAGGAUCCAGAGGUCAUCAAAAUGGAGAACUACGUCAACCAAAUCAACAACCAGCCUGACGCGCCUCUGCAGCCCAAGAAACCUUAG